Molecule: messenger RNA, 1745 nt
Organism: Rhododendron vialii
Lineage: Eukaryota; Viridiplantae; Streptophyta; Magnoliopsida; Ericales; Ericaceae
Exons: 8
Coding region: 95-1597 (500 amino acids)
Molecular function (GO): metal ion binding
Source: RefSeq, a predicted model, not a curated record
UUGACCCGACCCACGAAACCGUUUUGUAAUUGAGGCUUUCAUCAGCCACACAUUUCAAAAAUUCACUUUCCCGGCAGAUCUCAACACCUUCGCCAUGGCACUCCAUUCCAAAGGUUCAGUGCGAUUUCCAAUUCAAGGCAUGGAAUCGGUUGUCGCAUCCGUGAGCGGGUACCACGGCACGGAGCGGUUCAAGCUCAUCAAGCUGAUAUCUCAAUCCGGUGCAAGCUACGUCGGGGCGAUGAAUCGGUCCACGACUCACUUGGUGUGUUGGAGAUUUGAAGGAAAGAAAUAUGAUCUUGCUAAGCAGUUCAAUAUGUCCAUAGUAAACCACAGAUGGGUUGAAGAAUGCAUACGACGGGGAAGACGCGUUCCUGAGCAGCCUUAUUUAUUUCAGAGUGGGCAAGAAGUUGGGCCCUUAAAGUUGGAAAUGCCUCUUGUUACAGAGAAGGCGAGUCUCUUGCUGCCUCGUCAAACUGGUGCUCAGAAAGACUGCGAAAGACCUGCUACGGAUAUUGAACAUGGAAUGGCUUGCCAUCUCUUUGGUACUCAUUCUCGCUUGUUAAGUGAGAGUUUGUUUCCUGAGUUGGGUACAAGCAAAGAUACAUCUCAUAGAUUAAAUAAGAAAACAGUUAAAAAAAGUUUGAGGCAUGGUUGUUCAAGCAGCAGAUGGUAUGAGGAGCCUCCUAUAUCCACGUUCUUUGGAAAAGAGAAUGAAGAACCAAGUUCGCCUUCCUCUAUGCUAUUGGCGAGACAUGAAAGGACAAGCACUAGUUCAACUGAACCUCAUCGCAAAGGGCGUAGGCUGGUGAAAAAGAAUAUUAUGGAUUUUUUCCCUUCAGAUUCUGAGCAAGUUAGGGACCCACUUAGGGUUCGCCAACAACAAAAUGAUCUUACAACUCCAUCUAGGCCUGCAGAUGCUAUGAGGGAUAAGAAGAGGUUGAGAAAUAGACAUGAAGGACCUGAAGAUGUCGAGGAAGUGGAUGAUUUGAAUGAUGCUCGAACUUUUACAGAUUCAGAUUUACAUAAUGAGGUUGCACCAGCUAUCGUGGAAAAAACUUUUCAAGACCAGUGUUCUUAUGGCAACGGCAACUCAAAUGGGAAUGCACAUACAGCCAGAUUGUCUGCUUCAGCAGAUCUGUCAUGUGUUAUAUGUUGGACAGAUUUCAGUUCAACUAGGGGCGUUUUGCCAUGUGGGCAUCGGUUCUGUUUCUCAUGCAUCCAGAGCUGGGCUGACCUUUUGGCUUCAAGGAGAAAGAUUUCAACUUGUCCCUUGUGCAAGGCUGGCUUUGUGAGCAUCACAAAGGUGGAUGAUGCGGCCUCAUCUGAUCAAAAAAUAUACUCGCAAACAAUGCCAUAUGAUCCUUCAGGAAGGGAUAUUUUCAUUCUUCCUGACGGUGACACAACAUCUUUUGGACUCCAGCCCUCGUCAACGCCAGUUUGUAGCGAAUGCUGCCGUCGGGAACCUGAGGAUCUUCUUGUUCAAUGUCAUCUCUGCCAAAUUCGUUGCAUCCACUCCUACUGUCUGGAUCCUCCUUUGUUUCCAUGGACAUGUAUUCACUGUAAGGAUCUUCAAAUGCUUUACCAUCACAUAUAUUAGAGAGCUUUUCCAGAAUUGAGGUAUGUAUUGUAUCUCCAUAUGUCGAAACGGUGUUAACAUGUAUUUUUCAUUUGCAUUUCAAAUGAUGCUGUCUGGAUUUGAUCUGUACUUCCUAUAUAUCUAUGAAAUGCAACUUGUUGGAGUACUA